AGCGGAUGCGACGGGUGCAAUCCAGUCGAAGCAGCCCGACCUGAUCAGAGCUACUGGGCACAGUACUCGGUGCCAGGCGGGGUGUGGUAUCAAGGGCCUCCAGUGCUGCGGCAGGGAGAUGGAGGCAAAGGAGGAGCGCGAGAUGUGGAUGGCCAUGUCGGAAGAACAGUUCGCCGUUCUGGGUCAAAGUUUGUCGCCGUCGCACAGAGACCAGCUCGCCCACGCGCGUGCCAUGGCCAACUUCGGGCUGCAAGGCGCGCAGGCGGAGGCGCAGCAGGCCAACCUGCAGAUCGGCAAGUUCUCGCAGCAGGUGCUGCAUCAAAAGCAGAGGCUCACGAAGCUGGAGGAGCAGGCGCAGCAGGCGAUCAUGGCGGCGAUCGUGGCCAAGCAACAGCUGGAGGAGACGGAGAAGCAGCUGGGCGAGGCCAAGCGGCGCGCCGCCGAGCACCUGGGGGCCCAGGGGCUGGCGCAGCAGAUCGCGACCGACACUAUCGAGGUGCCGAUCAAGGAGGCGCUGGGGAAGUUCGAGCAGGCGGUGCCGUCGGAGCUGGCCCCGCAGCUGCAGGGCGCGGUCGACGCGCUCAGGGCGGCCAUGGCGGUGGUGGCGCAGCAGGCCGCGGCGGCGUUGCAGGGGAGGCAGCCUGGCGGCGCCGCGGCGUCUGGCGGCACC
Messenger RNA from Prorocentrum cordatum, 670 nucleotides. Lineage: Eukaryota; Dinophyceae; Prorocentrales; Prorocentraceae. The record is from the annotation of a GenBank genome assembly.